This is a messenger RNA of Capsaspora owczarzaki ATCC 30864, 2628 nucleotides long. RefSeq names its product glucose-regulated protein 94. The transcript has 3 exons. Lineage: Eukaryota; Filasterea; Ministeriida; Capsasporidae. The record is from RefSeq and is a predicted model, not a curated record. Gene Ontology annotation, molecular function: ATP-dependent protein folding chaperone; ATP hydrolysis activity; ATP binding. Gene Ontology annotation, biological process: protein folding. The coding region runs from base 56 to 2506 and encodes 816 amino acids.
UUUUUAUUUCUUUUUUUUUUCUUUUUGUUUUAUUUCUUUCUCUCUUUCGCCAAUCAUGAAUCGCUGGCUUCGCUUGGCUGCGAUGCUGGCGCUCCUUGCGUUGCUCAUGACGGCCUUCGCCAUCCCUGCGUCCCGCGCUUCUGAAGCCGAUGACGAUGACGACACUUCUGCUGAUCUGCCCAAGGUCGCUAACGACAUUGCUGGCGAUCGCGUUGGCUCCAAGACGGACGAUCAAGUGGUUGAACGUGAGGAACAAGCCAUCCAUAUUGACGGUCUCUCUGUCUCGGAGGUUAAGCAACUGCGUGAACGAUCGGACAAGUUUGCCUUCCAGACGGAGGUCAAUCGCAUGAUGAAGCUGAUUAUCAACUCGCUCUACAAGAACAAGGACAUCUUCUUGCGAGAACUCAUCUCGAACGCCUCGGACGCGCUCGACAAGAUUCGCUUCCUGUCCGUCUCGGAUCCCAAGCUUCUUGGCGAGACGACGCAGCUGCGCAUCCAGAUUUUCGCUGACGCCGCCAACAAGGUGCUCCACAUUACCGACACUGGUGUCGGCAUGACUCGCGACGAUCUGAUCCGCAACCUCGGCACCAUCGCCAAGUCCGGCACUGCCGAGUUCCUCCACCAGAUGCAAGAGUCGCAGACCGCCGACGCUUCGUCCCUCAUCGGUCAGUUUGGUGUCGGUUUCUACUCGGCCUUCCUUGUCGCCGACACGGUUGUUGUGACCACCAAGCACAACGACGACAAGCAGUACAUCUGGGAGUCGGACGCCUCGUCCUUCUCGAUCGUCGAGGAUCCCCGCGGCAACACUCUUGGCCGCGGCUCCACCAUCUCGCUCCACCUCAAGGAGGAGGCCCACGAUUUCCUCGACCAGGAGACCGUUCGCAACCUCAUCCGCAAGUACUCUGAGUUUAUCAACUACCCCAUCUACCUGUUUGUCAGCACUGAGGCCGAGGUCACCCCUCCGGCCAUGGGCCACGGCUCCUCCUCCGAGGAGGAGGCGGCCGACACCGAGACCGAGACGUCCGAGGACGCUGACGUCCAGGAAGAGCCCGCCGCUGCCGCCGAGAAGCCCAACGGCGACGGCACGUCUGACUGGGAGCUGCUCAACGCCAACAAGCCCAUCUGGACUCGCGCUGCCAAGGAUAUCGCUGAUGACGAGUACGUGCGCUUCUACAAGGGCUUCUCCAAGGACGAAAAGGACCCCCUGACCCACAUCCACUUUAGCGCCGAGGGUGACGUGUCCUUCCGCUCCAUCCUCUUCAUCCCGUCGGAGGCGCCUCAGAACAUGCUGACUGACUUCCACAAGAAGGUCAACAACAUCAAGAUGUACGUGCGCCGCGUUUUCAUCACUGACGAGUUUGACGAGAUGCUGCCCCGCUACCUGAGCUUCAUUUCUGGCGUUGUCGACUCUGACGACCUGCCCCUGAACGUGUCUCGUGAGACGCUCCAGCAACACAAGCUGCUGAAGGUCAUCAAGAAGAAGCUUGUCCGCAAGGCUCUUGAGAUGAUCAAGAAGCUCGCCGAGGAUGACGAGGACAAGGAAAAGUACAAGACCUUCUGGAAGGCGUACGGCACCAACAUCAAGCUUGGUCUGAUUGACGAUUUCGCCAACCGCUCGCGCCUCGCCAAGCUCCUCCGCUUCCCUUCGUCCAACUCUGACACGGAUGACACCUCUCUCACCGACUAUCUCGCCCGCAUGAAGGAAGGCCAGAGCAACAUUUUCUUCAUGGCUGGCCUCAACCGCGAGGAGACUUCCACCUCUCCCUUCGUUGAGCGUCUGCUCAAGCGCGGCUAUGAGGUUCUCUACCUUGUUGACCCUGUCGACGAGUACACCAUCCAGAACCUGCCCGAGUUUGAGGGCAAGAAGUUCCAGAACGUUGCCAAGGAAGGCCUCAAGUUUGGCGACGAGACUGACUCGCAGGAGCGCCGCUUCAAGAAGAUUGAGAAGCAGUUCAAGCCUCUGACUGACUGGCUCCGCACCAAGCUUGAAAAGUUCCUCGACAAGGCCGUCAUCUCGACCCGUCUGACUGGCUCGCCCUGUGCCCUCGUCGCCUCGUCGUACGGCUGGUCUGGCAACAUGGAGCGCAUCAUGAAGGCACAGGCCUACUCGAUCCAGAACGACCCCACGACUGCCUUCUACGCCGCCCAGAAGAAGACUCUCGAGCUCAACCCCGGUCACCCACUCGUUCGCGAGCUCCUCAACCGCGUCAAGGACGAGCCGGAGAGCGUUGAGACUCUUGAUCUCGCCACCCUUCUUUACGAAACCUCCGUUCUUCGCUCGGGCUACUCGCUCAAGGAUUCGGCCGACUUUGCCACCCGCAUUGAGCGCAUCCUCCGUCUCUCCAUGGACGUGGAUCCAGAGGCCAAGGUCGACGCCAUCUUUGACGACGAGGACGCUUUCGCCGACGAAGAGGAAGAGGAGGUCGAAGAGGUUGAGACUUUUGGUGAGGAAGAUCACGUUGGCGAAGACGAGAUUCCCGCUGAAGAGCACCGCGACGAGCUGUAAACGGCCAGGAACUCCCCGUUUGUUGUAGUUGUUUUAUGUGUGUUGCCCCAAAAUAAAUUUUCAAACUUUUUUUUUAAAAAUCAACAAACAACAUGUUCAUCAUUACAAUACAUCCGCAGUAG